CAUAUUUCUAAAUUUCUCUUAUUUUAUUGGGGAGAGUGAGACUGAGAGAGAGGAAUGGCGAGAUUCUCGUUAGGCGGAGAUGAGGACGGAGAAGGCGAGGGAUCCCGCAGCCCCAGGCACAAAAGGCCUCGUCUGAACGGUCUGAAUUCUCGUCGAUUUAACGCAUCCACCUCCGCCAGCACCCCCACCAGAAUCGUACAACCGCCGCCGCCGCCACCAGAACCACCACAACAGCUACAGAUCGUCGAGGAAGAAGAUGAACGAGUAUCCGCAGAAGAAGAUGAUAGUGAGAGCGAAAACGAUGUAGAAGAAGACGACGACGAAGAAAGUCCUGGAAAUGAAGACGCCGACACCGGAGACAGCGACGAAAGUGAUGAAGAGGAAGAAGCAGCUGAAAUUACCAUCUUACCCCAAUCACCACCACGCAUUCCGCGGCGGCUUCUCGUUCGUUCUCUUGCCCAGUACCUCGCAAGAGACAACGACCGUCAAGUAGGUUCUGCUUCGGGCAGCCUUGCAUCCACCGCCACCGCCGCCGGAGUCCAAGAGGCUCCUCCUUCCAUCUCCCCCGCCCCCGCCGCCCCCGCCCCCGCCCCCGCCACCGCCACCGCCACCGCCAUCGAUGCCUCUGUUGUCUUCACCCUAACCGAAUCAGACGUCCUUGAUUGUUUCAUUUGCUGUGAGCCCUUGACGGUCCCUGUCUACCAGUGUGAAAACGGGCAUAUAGCUUGCUCCUCUUGCUGCACCAAGAGUAAAAAUAAAUGUCCCACCUGCUCCUGGCCCAUUGGUUAUAAUCGUUGCCGAGCCAUUGAGAACGUUCUGGAAGCAAUAAGAGUUUCAUGUCAAAACAUCAAGCAUGGCUGCAAAGAGUCGAUGACUUACAACAAGAAAAAUGAACAUGAAAAGGCAUGUAUAUUUUCACCUUGUUCAUGCCCCCAGUCAGGAUGCAACUUUGUCUCUCCAAGCAAGCAGUUGUACCAACACUUCAGCAGUAAUCAUGUGAACUCUGCAUAUCGCUUCCGGUACAACUGUGUGUUUUUUCCAUCACGUUAUUUCACAGGGAAAAAUCCCAUACUCUUCAAGAACAGAAUGAUGGCACAUUAUUUAUCCUCGACAACGUGGAAGAAAGUCUUGGAAAUAUAGUGUCGAUUAGUUGUAUUCAACCCAGCUUCAUGGGAGGCUUCUACUAUGAUCUUCUUGCUCGAACCAAGAAUGGAAAGGGAAGUAGUCUCAGACUUCAGUCUUUCGCAAAGAGCAUUCCUGGCCAGGUUAGCAACCCUUCUUCGACAGAUCACUUGAUAAUCCCAUGUGGUUUUUUCGAAAAUGGUGGCAGCCUCAAGAUGGAUCUCCGCAUAUGGCAUAAAGGUAAGCCCCCCCUCAAACUUACUAUGGCCUAAUCCGCCCCAUACCAAAGGCUGUAGUAUAAAAUGAAUAGCAUGGUUUUACUUAAACCAUUGGUCGUUAAGGCGUAUCCUCAAAAUACCGAUAUCACUCUGAACUGUUGGAUCCGCUGUUUUUAAUGUUUCUAAAUGUUACUGAAGAUGGCCUUUUCUUCUUAUGGACUUCAUUUCUUGUUACUGACUGUGCCCGCGGUCACACCCACACCCACCGGUUAUGCCCCUCGAUAUGUACAUGUAUGCAAUAAGUCGCUGAGUUGUUGGUUCUUUUCUGUAUUAUUUUUCGGUUCUGUGAAUCUGUGAUUAGGACCAGCAGCAGUAUGCCUGAAAACCAUGUCCCAUGUAAAAAAGAACCGAUGAAGUAGAAAUCCGGACAACAGAAACAAAGCACCAUUGUUUGUAUUAAGAUUGAAGAUAAAUAUGGUUGAGAAUUGGUUAUGUUUAUUUA
Molecule: messenger RNA, 1842 nt
Organism: Malus domestica (apple)
Lineage: Eukaryota; Viridiplantae; Streptophyta; Magnoliopsida; Rosales; Rosaceae
Product: putative E3 ubiquitin-protein ligase SINA-like 6
Molecular function (GO): zinc ion binding
Source: RefSeq, a predicted model, not a curated record